AAAGCCUCAAGCGCUGACUUGCUCUCCGGUUCGAUAUAGCCACAUAGAGCUGAUGGUCUCAGUGUGAAGGAGCUACGCAAAGGGGACCGGAUUCCAUGCCAACAACAACAAGAACAGCAGCAAUGGCAGAAGCAAAGACGCGUCAGAGGCUACUGGGCACCGUCAAGAAGGAGGUGAAGCAGAUCAUGGAGGAGGCUGUCACCAGGAAGUUUGUACAUGAAGACAGCAGCCACAUUGUCUCGUUUUGUGCUGCGGUGGAGGCUUGCGUUCUACAUGGGCUUAAGCGGCGAGCGGCGGGAUUCCUGCGUAGCAAUAAAAUAGCAGCGCUCUUCAUGAAGGUGGGGAAGAGCUUCGCCCCGGCAGAGGAGCUGUGCAGGAAGGCUCAGGAGCUGGAACAGAUCAUCGAGAGCAAACGGAACCAAAGCAUGCCCAACCAGGACAGCGUACGGAGACUGCCCAGGCUGUCGAGCCUCAGCCCGCAGGUGGUCAGAAAUCUUUGGAUCCGCACGGCCCUCUUCCAGAAGGUGCUGGACAAGAUCGUGCUCUACCUUGUGGAGAACAGCAGUAAAUUCUACGAAAAAGAGGCCAUUCUGAUGGAUCCGGUGGACGGACCCAUUCUGGCCUCUUUGUUAGUGGGGCCCUGUGCCUUGGAGUACACGAAGAUGAAAACGGCAGACCACUUCUGGACAGACCCCUCAGCAGACGAGCUGGUCCAGAGACACCGCAUCCACAGUGGUCACUGUAGACAGGACUCCCCCACCAAGAGGCCUGCCCUUUGUAUCCAGAAGAGGCAUUCUAGUAGCAGCAUUGAGGAGCGGCCUUCCCCCUCACCCUCAGCCCGGGACUAUGUGGAGUCACUGCACCAGAACAACAGAGCCACCCUGCUGUUUGGAAAGAACAAUGUGCUGGUGCAGCCGAGGGAUGACAUGGAGGCUAUCCCAGGAUACCUCUCUCUCCACCAGACCGCCGACAUCAUGACGCUGAAGUGGACGCCCAAUCAGCUGAUGAACGGCUCUGUGGGAGACCUGGACUAUGAGCACAGUGUGUACUGGGAUUACGCUAUGACCAUCCGUCUGGAGGAAAUUGUUUAUUUGCACUGUCAUCAGCAGGUGGACAGCGGGGGCACGGUGGUGCUGGUGAGCCAGGACGGCAUCCAGAGACCCCCGCUGCGCUUCCCUAGAGGGGGGCAUCUGCUCCAGUUCCUCUCCUGCCUGGAGAAUGGCCUCUUGCCCCAUGGCCAUCUGGAUCCUCCGCUCUGGUCCCAGAGAGGAAAGGGGAAGGUGUUUCCUAAACUGAGAAACAAGUGUUCACAGGGCUCCUCGGACUCAGUGUCCGAUAAGGAGGAGGAUGAGGCCACAGACUAUGUCUUCCGCAUCCUGUUCCCCAACAGCCAAUCAGAGUUUGUGACUAUAACACACCCUCCCCGUGUUUCCCCGGGGGCUCCUCUCCUGUCCCGCUCCUUUUCCCUCCAUCUGAGAGGACAGCCCCCGACCAAAGGGAUCUUGGUGGUUCCUAAGCGCUCCUGCAGCUAUCCCAGAGACCACUCCUCAACCACCACAGGGAACAGCUCAGUGGCUCCAGAGCUGAUGGACCAGGGGGCCAACAUAUGGCAGCCCAUCCCCGGGAAGUCCUCCUACUCAUCCUGUACCCAGGGCAGCUUCUCAGAUGGAGGACCCCCCAACGGCUGCAACCAUGAAAGAGCCCCUUUGAAGCUGCUGUGUGACCAAAUGAAGUAUCAGAUCAUCUCCCGGGCGUUCUACGGCUGGCUAGCUUAUUGUCGUCAACUGUCCACUGUACGUACACACCUCUCGGCCCUGGUCAACCACACCAUCGUGGCGCCUGAUGUGCCCUGCGAUGCCUUCACGGGCCUCACCGCUGAGGUGUGGCAGAGGUUCCUUCAGGACUGCACUGCCUAUAACGAGCAGGAGCUGCUGCGCCUGGUGUACUUCGGCGGCGUUGAUCCUUCGCUGCGUAAGGAGGUGUGGCCCUUCCUCCUGGGCCACUAUCAGUUUGGCAUGUCUGAGUCUGACAGGAAAGAGGUGGAUGAGCAGGUGCGGGCGUACUACGAGCAGACCAUGAGCGAGUGGCUGGGCUGCGAGGCCAUCGUGCGGCAGCGGGAGAAGGAGCAGCAUGCAGCGGCGCUGGCUAAGUGCUUGUCUGUCUCGGCCAGCGUGGAUAAUCCAAACCCCGUCCAGAGGAUGAUGCACCAUGACUCCAGCAUCAGCAAUGAGUCCUCCCAGAGCUGCAGCUCAGACAGACAGAGCCUGGCUCGCCUGCAGAGUGACUCCAGCAGCAGCACCCAGGUGUUUGAGUCUGUGGAGGAGGUGGAUCAGAUCGAGACCGAGCCCAAGAGCAAAGAGGCCAAGCAGGUGCCCAAGAUCCCCAAUGGAGGAGCCCUGCCCAACGGGACCAGCUCCCCAGACUCGGGGCACCCCUCCUCUCGUAACUUCUCAGUCACCUCGGGCCUGUCAGACCGCUCUCUGAGCAUAGAGGACAGCACUGACACCACCCCUAAAAACAUCACCAGCACUCCUCCACAGUUGGCCCCAGCCCCACAGAGCCCAGUCAAAGCCCAUGAGGAAGAGUUGGGGGCAGAUAGCCCAAAAGCCCAACCCCCGGCCCUGCAGGAGGAGAAGGACCUCCAGGCCAAGGACCCACCAGAGAAGGAGGAAAAAGAGGGUGCAACCGAAAUGACCCAAGAGAUUGAGGGCAACGAGACAGAAGUGCCAGAUAUAGAAAUGGACAAAAAUACAGUGACAGUAGAGCCAGUGGAAACAGAAAUGCCAGAAGUAGAAAUUGACGAGAGGACAGAGGUGUCAGAGAUUGAAAUGGACAAAAAAACAGAGACAAGGGAGGACAAGGCAGCAGACCUAGGUGUUUUAGAGAGCCAGAAAAUAGAGGAAGAAAAUACUUCCGUGACUGAACCUGCCGAGACAGAAGAGGUAAGGAUCAAUGAAAAGGGGGACGUUGAGUUACCGAACACAGAAGUGGAUGCUGUAGAAGAAACGGUGGAGUCCAAAACAGAUGAGUUCAAAACAAUGGAGGCUAAAGAGCCUGAGACCGAAGUGGUGAAAAUGUUGGAUGGAGAGCCAAUCAUGCUAGCAAACACAGAGGACUUGCAGUCACUGGAACCAGAGACAUUGAAAACUCAAGAGUCAAGAGAAACAGAGGACGAAGGUUCAGAACCAGAGUCUGUAGAUCCAGAAGAGAAUGAAACAUCCCAAACAAACCAUAGAGAGCCAAAAGAGGAGAAGGCAUUGACAUCAACGAUGACUGCAGAAGCAACGGAGGACAAGACAUCAGAACUCGAGGAUGAGCGAACUUCAGAGGCUGGAGAAACAAAGAGUGCUGAAACAUCGGAAGUAAAGGAAGCUGAAAGAAAGACUAUGGAAAAGACAGAAACUGAGAAAGAAGUAGAAGCCAAUGAGAUUUUAAAAUUUGAUGAGGUAACCGAAACAAAGGGGGUUAAGACGGUGUCACACGAAGUUGCAGAGGAAAAUGCGGGGGACAUUACAAAAUCUAAGGAAGUGGGAAAAAGAGAGGAGGAGACCAAGCGGUCAGAGACGGAGAAGAAUACAAGCCCCGUAGCAGACACCAGGGUGGCAAGGGCAAUGGAAGCAUUUGGUAGCACCACCCAGAGUGAGGAGGCUCUGGCCACCACAGAAUCUGAGGAGUCUCCUUCAGCCAUUGAGAUGGCAGAAGUCUCCAUUACCCCACUGUGGGACAGGAUGGGUCCGUGCAACAGUUCCGGGGUCGGGGCUGCUCUCUCUGAGGGCUCAGUCCCCCAUCUGGAGCUCCAACUGGAGGAGGAUGAGCAGUGCAAAACCAGCCCAGAGGGCACAGAGUCCAACUUGUCUGAGAUGGAGAGCAUCUUCCCACAAUUUGACUCCCUGACCGUGGGCAGAGAGCUGAAAAACGAGGACAUCUCUCCAGUGUCAUCCAUCGGAACCACCUAUUCUCAAGAGCUUUUGGAUAUGUACACGAUGAACCUGCACCGCAUUGAGAAGGAUGUCCAGCGAUGUGACAGAAACUAUUGGUACUUUACCCCUGCCAACCUGGAGAAACUGCGCAACAUCAUGUGCAGCUAUAUCUGGCAGCACCUGGAGAUUGGCUAUGUGCAGGGCAUGUGUGACCUGCUUGCUCCCCUCCUUGUCAUUCUGGAUGAUGAGGCCAUGGCCUUCAGCUGUUUCACUGAGCUCAUGAAGCGGAUGAAUCAAAACUUCCCCCAUGGCGGUGGCAUGGACACUCAAUUUGCCAACAUGCGCUCUCUCAUCCAGAUCCUGGAUUCUGAGCUCUUUGAGCUCAUGCACCAAAAUGGCGACUACACCCACUUCUACUUCUGCUACCGAUGGUUCCUUCUAGACUUAAAGCGUGAGCUGGUGUAUGAUGAUGUGUUUGCGGUGUGGGAAACCAUCUGGGCAGCGAAGUACGCCUCCUCUGGCCACUUUGUCCUCUUCAUCGCUCUGGCACUGGUGGAGGUCUACCGGGACAUCAUUCUGGAGAACAACAUGGACUUCACCGACAUCAUUAAGUUUUUCAACGAAAUGGCGGAGCAUCACAACAGCAAGCAGAUCCUGACACUGGCCCGGGAACUGGUGUGCAAGGUGCAGACUCUCAUUGAGAACAACUGAUCUCCAGGAGUCAUCCACUUCUCUUCCUUCUUCCUCUUCCUGUUUCCCAUGUCUUUCUCAAACAUAGAGAUAGAUAGAGGAUUCAUAUUUGUAUCUGUUUCAUUAUAGCGUCUGUGACAAAAUGGGCAGUGCCGUUGAGGCUAUCUCCAUUUCUAAGUAGUCAAUUUUCUUCUUUACGAUUGGCUGAUCCCUCCUGAUGACCCGGUGCUGCCCAUGGUAAAACAGCGUUUUGGCUAAUAGAGACCUCUAUCGUUCUCUAUUGUCAGUUUGAACAGCUGCAACCGAACAGAGAGAUCAGGGUCCAGUUCAUUAGGCACCAAAUGGAAAAGAACAGACGUAGGGAGGCACUACUUAGACUGGUCCUAUAAGAAACUGUCACUUUAGUUUUCAGUCACCAAAUGUUUUAAAACGUUUUCAAUUGCGUGCCUUGAUGAACAUGACUGAAAUGUGCUAAAAUGUUCACUACCUUCUCCUUAUCUAUGUAAUACCAGCCAGGGUAUACCAUAUUAUGCUAUACCUUUACUCUGUCAUUUCAGGUUAUGUCAUGGAACACCAAGGGAAUGGUGACUUUUACCUCCAGUUAUUCUGUCAGUGAAACAGUUUGAUUUAUUUUUAAUUGUUAACUGUGACCUAUACUUAGUCAUCAUAGGAUGUGUAUGUGGUAUGCCUUGUAGACACUGGCCUGUCUUGAUUGAAGUGGGGUUAGAAUAUACAUACACAAGGCUGGUUUCACAGAUCCAGAUCAACUGAAUAUCGGUUAACCAUUUUAUUUCAUUUUUUCUAAAUAAGAUUAACAAUUAGUCCUGGAAUAUUUUAAGAUGUGAUAGUUACCAUGAAUCUUUAUUAAAGUGCAAUUCAGUACAGGACUAGGCUUAACCUGGUUGAGUGAAAUGUCCAUAAUGUUGGAGUUUAAACUCAUAUUUACAGCCUGUCUGGAGCAAUAGUUUACCUACGUAAAUUAGUUGACAGGUAAGGUACAUACCAGAUGUGCCAAAGGACAGCCUCAAUUUUCUACUGUGUUGAAUAAGUAGACUACCUCACAAGUAACCUUGUCCCAAGUAAGUUGUUACUGCAUGUAGGUAGGUGUAUAUCACAAUAUAUUUGAGAAUUUCUUUAAACUGAAAUAAAAUAAAAUAAUUAAUUGGGUUGCUUAAAGCUGCAAUCAGCAGUAGAAACAAUAACAAAGCAAUUUCCCCACCCCUGUUUCGGUAAAAAUCUGAGGGAUGGGGUUUGAGAAAUGUAACCACUCAAAUUCAUAGACAGAGCUAUGGAUGCAAGGACUGAUCCAUCCAUGAUACAUUUAUUUAACUAGAAAAGUCAGUUAAGAACAAAUUCUUAUUUACAAUGACGCUGGGCCAAUUGUGCGCCGCCCUACGGGACUCCCGAUCACGGCCGGUUGACCCUUUAAAGGAUAGAGUGGUAACUUCUUACAAGGAGACGUGAAAAGUCAGACAGUUAAAAUAGUUUGUUCCUCUUCCUUCCAUCUUUGAUUAAAUCACUGGUUUCUACAUCAUUUGUAUUUGUUAAACUCCCAAAUCAGCCAGGUCCUAACUGACACUUGUCACUUGUCUGUAUCCCCUGUAAACCUGUGUGCAUGGGCACGACGUGUGGCACUGCACACUGCAAGGAGUCAUGAAUCAGUUGGAACCAUGUCAGUAAUUUAGUAAUGGGAAGAGUUUUGAUUAUUUCUCAUUCUGCCUUGUUUGUCUAUUCUAUAGUAUGUCUCUGUAUACUGUUGUGUAUGAAUUGUACUUUAAUGAGAACUAAACAAAGGCUAUUUUUAAACCUUCAAAACAUAGAUUUAUGAUACAUAUAUGAUCGUACAUGUGACUUGUAGUUGUCUGAGCAGAAAUGGGUCCCAAAAAAAAAACUGUUGACUAUUUAACAUUGGUCUUAUUUCUUUUUCAAUUAUUGAUAUACUCCAGUGAGCCACUCUAUAUUAUGUCAAUUGUGUUGCUUUCUCAGUACCUCGUCUUGUCUUCUGGCAUUUCAUGUUCUACUGUUCUUUUAAUCAAAUUCUUCAUGUUUUUAGUUUUUCUUUUGGAGAAGUGGUUGGCUGCAUUUGCAGAGAGAGUGGAAAUAGGAUUCAAAAAAUAAUUAUGUAUUCAGUUUUGCUUUAAAAAGUUGGAACAUAAUGGGGAAUAUCCUAUUAGAUAGCCCAGCUAUUGUGCUCUGUGACAAUUGCCAAUUUAAGGUUGGGGGAUGCUUAGAUCCCUGGCCAGCAAGAUCAAGACGGAUAAGGAUAUGAAUAUGAAUUUGGCCCUAGAAAUCCAUCUAAAACGGGUGAAUCUAGGAAACAGAUGAAGGAUUAGGGUGUUUUACUAUAUCUUGAAGUAGCCUGGCUAGUUAAGAUUUUUUGUGGGGGAACAUGUGUGCGCUUUCAUUCCCUUAAACUUAAUGCUAAUUGUAAAUGAAUAUAUUUCGUGAACCACCAUUCCUGUUUUCCAUUGCCUAGGUUGAACAUCAUUUCAGUUCUACCAGUGUUGUUUCAUGAACGUGUUGACACCUGUUGCAUUGAGUAUUGAUGGUUCUCUGUGAAGGCAAACUGCUGUAUGUUACACCAGAACAAGAAAACAAUUGUAUUAUCUUGUAACAUCUGUUUAUGAGUUAACAUAUUUAUUUAUUUAUUCACGCAGUUUCUGCUUUUGUAUGUAAAAGGUUAUAUACUUGUUACUUUGUGGUCAGUAAAAUAUAAUGAAAACAAUCACAUUCUAAAUAUAUAGAUAUUAAAUGGUAUAUGUAUUUGUAAAAAA
Salmo salar (Atlantic salmon) is the source of this 7384-nucleotide messenger RNA. Its product is annotated as small G protein signaling modulator 1. The record is from RefSeq and is a predicted model, not a curated record. NCBI's taxonomy places the organism in Eukaryota, Metazoa, Chordata, Actinopteri, Salmoniformes, Salmonidae. Gene Ontology annotation, molecular function: GTPase activator activity. Gene Ontology annotation, biological process: activation of GTPase activity.